Messenger RNA from Trypanosoma cruzi, 876 nucleotides. RefSeq lists its product as uncharacterized. The transcript has a single exon. Bases 1 to 876 code for a protein of 291 amino acids. The record is from RefSeq and is a predicted model, not a curated record. Lineage: Eukaryota; Euglenozoa; Kinetoplastea; Trypanosomatida; Trypanosomatidae.
AUGCGGCUGGGAGCUGUGUUAUCAGUGUUGUUUCUUUUGGUUCUGGUUGCGUUUUACGGCGUUGGUGUGUUGGCGCAGCGGAUGUCUGUGGUGCCUAUCCAGUCCAAUUUUACGGCGGUGAUUUCGGGUUUGCAGUGGCCUCGCGUUUUGUUCCGCCUCGGCGAGAAAUGCAGCAGUCAUCCUUCUUCCACAUCCGUUCCUACUGAAUGUACUGUUGUCGGCGACGAGUUGACGCGGUUGCUCGUUAAGGCGCUGAGACCCUCGGUGCACACCGCCAUUCACCCCUCGCCGACCGGCAUCACUGCUGUUUUUCUUACGCUCCAGCCACAUUCAUUGCAGCAAUCGCUUCAGGCAGAAUUUGCGGUGGUGCGCAUGUUGGGCGCUGGUUCGCUUGCUCCAGAUGACCUCCAGCUUGUUGAGCAAGUAAGACGAGCCGAUGUUGCAGGGCUGCGCCUAAUUUACGAUUCCAAUGGUGGGAGCAUAGCGGACAAUGUCGCCGUGAAAACUGUGCGACGGGUUGAAGAGCGGGCCAGUCCGUGUGGAGACUCUUGCGAGUGGGCUGUCAGUAUCGUUGCGCCACUAUUUGCAACGGCGCUGUUGCUCAUCCCUGUGUUCAUGUCUGUUGUACAUCUCGAGCGUGCUGUUGCGGUGCGGGAUUACUUUCUUGUGGCAAGCCAUGACAUUGACGACGAACCGCAGCACGUAAAUGAGUUUGCCAACUGCGAGGAUUGGGGUCCGGUGGAGUUUGUGGACCCCGACAUGCUACCGAGGGAAAAUGUAGCGGGACAUGAGCCUCACAUGGAUGGAAUUGUUGUUUUGCAGCACUUUGUGGAGGAGGAUGCUGUGGCUGUAGGGAAGACUCGGAGGCGGAAGUAG